CUUCAGGAUACACGCGCGCCGAAUGCACGCAUGCCCCAGGCUUCCAUCUUUGACCUGUCGAUGACUUGCCUUCCCCACACAUCAUGAGGACACGUUCCAUACCUGUGCGUGGCGAAAUAACAUGACCACAGCCCCGGAAUAGCGUGUUCCCACGACGGCCAUCCGCGAGUAGACCGCCAUUACCAUGGGCGAAAGAGAGCCAGCCAUGUCCUCCCACGCGAACCAGUACAUUCGCGAAGUCCUCCACUCAGCUGAGGCUCCGGCCGAAAUACCCGUUCGCUAUUUUUACACGUCGCCGCUCGCUAUCGACGAUCCGCUGUCCCCAAUACCUCCGCCUGUGACGGGUGCAGCAGCGGCCGCGAAGAAGCAGUUGCCUCGCCCGUUCUCCGAGUACGACAACGGCGCCGUCAACAGGUCAUGGCUAGAUCUGAGGAAGAAGAUACUGCAGCACAAUGAGGAGCUGGGGGAGAAGAGAGACGGGCAGGAGCCAGGCACACCGACAAACCCAGCCUUCACCCGUCUGAAGCGGAGAAGAGCCGGUAGUGCACCAAGGGAAGGAGGCGGCCCACAAGGCAGAGAUAUACCUUUGGGAAGGUCGAACAGCAGCGGACAGUACUCCCGAUCUGCGGAGCUGUUCUCGAGUGGACGUGCCAGCUCGAGUGGGGGUAGCCAGGCUGCAAUGCUUGUGCAAUCUAUGAAGGCUCUCGAUCCAAGCCAGGCGUCGCCCACGUCGGGUUCUGCCACUACAGGCACGCCCUUCAUUCGAGCACCCUCGCGUACCAACGUUACCAAAGCAUGGAAGCCUUCGCUGGGAGACGGUGGCAGUCGACCGACCAUCCAUGAAGUGGACAGCUAUAGGUGGGACGAUGAGAUGGAACCAGCAUUGUCAACCGGCAAAGACAAGGGCCCGGCGAGAAGGUCUUCCAAACCUCAGGCAGGGCCAUCAGUCAAGGUACCUGUCGGCAUGUCGAGGCUGCACCACGUCGUUAUGGAUGCGGAAUCUAUACGCAUGGAGCCGAUCUAUUGGUCGCCCCUCAGCGACAUCUCUCGGAUAAUACGAGGAACUUGGUUCUACAAGGACUCGAUGAUGCCUGUAGAGGUCGAAGUUGCAAACAUGCUCGAGGCAGGAUACAUAGAGCUGCAGCCGUGGACGCAGACCUGGAAGGAUGAGCUCGACAGCGCGGUCGAGGUUGGCGCGCUUGGUGAGAUGAAAAUUGUCCACAAACUAUGGCCAGACAAGCCGGCAGCUCCAGACAGUCGACCUUCCACUUCACAGCAGAUGCAGACGACAGGCCUAGUCCAGAGUACUCUGCCAGAGGAACAGGGAAGUCCGGAAGAGGAGCGACUGGACAUAGUCGAGAACGCCUGUGACCAAAUCGACAUCUCAAAUGGCCCAGAUGGGCCAGACAACAAAGCAGCGGGAGAUCUAGAGUACGGCGCUGCAGGAUAUAAGCAGCUCUAUCUCAAAGCUGGCAUCAUCUAUGCAACUGAAAAGGAGGCGUACAUCUUAAAGCCGACUCUACAGCCAUCAAAUUAUUAUGGUAGGCGUCCGCUCGCGAACUACAUCCGUAAGGGUAGAAGUAUUGGAGUAUGUGUCGUUCGGGGCUUCGAUCAAGCAAUAUGGGACAAGCUGCAUCCUACCAAGCUGGAUUCGGUUUCUCAGAAGGCAUAUCAGGGCGCAUCUGCUGCACAAGCCGGAGUGUCAACAAAUCGGAGGCUGAAGUCUGAUCCCGAGCUUGCCAUGUCUGAACGUCCUCGAGUGACUGAUCUCGUGCUGGUGAUUCACGGUAUUGGGCAGAAACUGUCUGAACGCAUGGAAACGUUCCACUUCACACAUGCAAUGAACUCUUUUCGACGUGAAGUGAACGUUGAGCUUGGAACACCGGAUGUCAAGCGUCAUCUGCGCAGAGAUAUGGGUGGGGUCAUGGUAUUGCCGGUAAACUGGCGUCAACGGGUGUCGCUCGAGACUGGUGGCGAUCAAGCGGAGGCAGAGCAUCCUGCAGCCAACAAGUACACUCUCAAGGAUAUCACCCCAGUCACACUGCCUUCGAUCCGAGGCGUCAUUAGCGACGUUAUGCUGGAUGUCCCUUACUAUCUUUCGCCGCAGCACAAUCCCACGAUGGUUGCCGCGUGUAUCCAAGAGGCAAAUCGUAUCUACAAACUGUGGUGCGCUAACAACCCAGGUUUCCAAGACUACGGCAGGGUUCACCUCGUCGCACACUCUCUGGGAUCAGUAAUGGCUGUCGAUAUCCUCAGCAACCAGCCCAGCCACGUCGAUUUCAGCGCAAUCGAUCCCACCACUCCUGCCUCGGAGCUCCCCAAAGACCACUUCAUCUUCAACACGACCGACCUCUUCGUCUGCGGCAGCCCAGCCGCCCUCUUCCUCCUAAUGAAAGACGCAACUCUCCUUCCCCGCCGCGACAAAGAGAAACCCGGCGCCGAUGCCUACGCCGCGCCCGGUGUCGCCGGCUCCCAGGGCACCUACGGCUGCAUCGCCGUCGACAAUAUCUAUAACAUCAUCAACCCCUACGACCCCGUCGCUAUGCGCCUUAACGCCACCGUCGAUGCCUCCUACGCCGAAAUGCUCAAGCCCGCCACCAUCCCGUCCGCCUCCACCAGCUACUUCUCGCUCGCCAACCCCUUCCGGCGCACUGACAGUACCACCGCGCUGCAGAAACCCGCCACUGUCCGCCUGCCGUCCAACGUCGAGCUUGAAACGCACAACUUCACGCGCGAGGAGAUCGCCGAGAAGCGCGCGUACCUGCUUAAUGAUAACGGCCAGAUCGACUUUUUCAUGAAGUACGGGGGUGGUGCGCUUGAGAUCCAGUAUCUUACUAUGUUGGGUGCGCACAGUAGUUACUGGCUCAGUAGGGAUUUUGUCAGGAUGAUCGUGCUGGAGGUGGGAAGGGAGAUGGGGAGGGAGGGCACGAUUGAGAGGAUGCGGGCGGUGAAGAAGAAGAUGCAUGUUGGGGGCGUGUAGAGGUGUGGGAGUGGGGGCGAGAGUUGUGUGGUGCAUUAGACUAGAUUAGAUUUUAUCUUAUACCCCUUUGUUGCGAGUAUGGGAGCUACUUUUGUUAUGCUAUCCUUCUCCACUACUGUCCUCCUACGUCCACCCGCUACCGAACCGGAUCUCCAUAAAGUGCUGCUGCGUUGUGUCACUUUGCGUACCGUGUUGAUGUGUGUGUUGACUUACUCCACGCGCAGUCUUUCCUCGCUUGAUCUGCUCCACGUCGCCGCUGCUUGCCGCGUGCAAGCUUGAACAGCAUUCCGUUCGACCAGAAUCUUUUGCUUUCCGCGUGCGAAGCGCUGUGUAUAUUAGUCUGCAACCCAGGUUAACGCGUGGAAUUGACUUACUCCGCGCGCAGUCUUGAAGCCCGUGGCCUCACCACCCCAGUCACCGGCGCUGUUGUUCCUAU
Messenger RNA from Boeremia exigua, 3416 nucleotides. Its product is annotated as DDHD domain-containing protein. The record is from RefSeq and is a predicted model, not a curated record. NCBI's taxonomy places the organism in Eukaryota, Fungi, Ascomycota, Dothideomycetes, Pleosporales, Didymellaceae. The transcript is spliced from 2 exons. Gene Ontology annotation, molecular function: metal ion binding; glycerophospholipase activity. Bases 185 to 2980 code for a protein of 931 amino acids. Gene Ontology annotation, cellular component: cytoplasm.